Molecule: messenger RNA, 342 nt
Organism: Oryza brachyantha (malo sina)
Lineage: Eukaryota; Viridiplantae; Streptophyta; Magnoliopsida; Poales; Poaceae
Exons: 1
Coding region: 1-342 (113 amino acids)
Source: RefSeq, a predicted model, not a curated record
AUGGCUUCUUCCGCCGUGGUCAAGUUCGCCGCCGUCGUCUGCCUGCUGGCGCUGGUAAUGGCCUCCGCGGCGGAGGCGCGCCCGGCGGACCACGACGCGGCGAUGCUGCGGCUGGAGAUGGAGGUGGAGGAGCAGGCGCUGGCCGCGGCCGAGGAUCUCCUCGCCGCCGGCCUCCUCGACGACGGCGGCGCCGACGCCGUGGGAGCCUGCUCGUGCGGCAGCAAGUGCAAGGCGUGCAUGGUGAAAUGCGGGGUCAAGUGCGUCAAGGGAGGAAUCCCCCGCUUCCCGUCCUGCUUCGUCAAGUGCGUCUUCACCACCGACAAGUGCCUCACCCUCCCCUGA